AUGACAAACAAGCAACCAACCAGCAUCCAUCAUCCCACAGCCACCAGCGGGCAACCAGCAGCCAGCAGCCCGCAGCCCGCAGCAAGCAGCCCGCAGCAAGCAGCCCGCAGCAAGCAACCAGCAUCCAGCAUCAAACAUCCAGCAGCAAGCUGCAAGCAUCUAGCAGCCCGCAACACCACCAACAAAUCCCUGGGACAAUGCACCCCAUUCCACCUGACCCCAAAGGAUGACAAUGACAAACAAGCAACCAACCAGCAUCCAUCAUCCCGCAGCCACCAGCCGGCAACCAGCAGCCAGCAGCCCGCAGCAAGCACCCAACAUCAAACAUCCAGCAGCAAGCAGCCAGCACCCAGCAGCCCGGAACACCACCAGCCAAUCCCGUUGACAACCACCCCAUUCCAUCUGACCCCGAAGGAUGACAAUGACAAACAAGCAACGAACCAUCAUCAAGAAUCCAGCAUCCAUCUUCCGGCAGCCAGCAGCCGGCAACCAGUAGCCAGCAGCCCGUAGCCCGCAGCCCGCAGCCCGCAGCCCGCAGCAAGCACCCAACAUCCAGCAUCAAACAUCCAGCA
Messenger RNA from Patiria miniata (bat star), 572 nucleotides. RefSeq names its product proteoglycan 4-like. Bases 1 to 510 code for a protein of 169 amino acids. The transcript has a single exon. Lineage: Eukaryota; Metazoa; Echinodermata; Asteroidea; Valvatida; Asterinidae. The record is from RefSeq and is a predicted model, not a curated record.